This is a messenger RNA of Suricata suricatta (meerkat), 922 nucleotides long. Its product is annotated as 52 kDa repressor of the inhibitor of the protein kinase-like. NCBI's taxonomy places the organism in Eukaryota, Metazoa, Chordata, Mammalia, Carnivora, Herpestidae. The record is from RefSeq and is a predicted model, not a curated record. The annotation marks the transcript as partial. The transcript has a single exon.
GGAUGAAGACAUUUUACCUUUGACCCUUGAAGAGAAAGAAAACAAAGAAUACUUAAAAUCUUUAUUUGAAAUUUUGAUUCUUAUGGGAAAACAAAACAUCCCUCUGGAUGGGCAUGAAACUGAUGGGCUCCCAGAGGGACUCUUUACUCCUGAUAACUUCCAAGCACUGCUGGAGUGCCGGAUCAAUUCUGGCGAAGAGGUUCUGAGAAAGCGCUUUGAGACAACAGCAGUUAACACGUUGUUCUGCUCGAAAACACAGCAGAAGCAGAUGCUAGAGAUCUGCGAGAGCUGCAUUCGGGAGGAAACCCUCAGGGAAGUGAGAGACUCCCACUUCUUCUCCAUCAUCACUGACGACGUAGUGGACAUAGCGGGGGAAGAGCACUUGCCCGUGCUGGUGAGGUUUGUCGACGAGUCUCAUAACCUGAGAGAGGAAUUUGUGGGCUUCCUGCCUUACGAAGCCGAUGCAGAAAUUUUGGCUGUGAAGUUUCACACCACGAUAACUGAGAAGUGGGGACUGAACAUGGAGUACUGUCGUGGCCAGGCUUACAUUGUGUCCAGUGGAUUUUCUUCCAAAAUGAAAGUUGUUGCUUCUAGGCUUUUAGAGAAAUAUCCCCAAGCUGUCUACACACUUUGCUCUUCCUGUGCCUUAAAUAUGUGGUUGGCAAAAUCCGUGCCUGUUGUGGGAGUAUCUGUUGCAUUAGGAACCAUUGAGGAAGUCUGUUCUUUCUUCCAUCGAUCUCCACAACUGCUUUUAGAGCUUGACAAUGUCAUUUCUGUCCUCUUUCAGAACAAUGAGGAAAAGGGUAAAGAACUCAAGGAAAUUUGCCAUUCUCAGUGGACAGGCAGGCAUGAUGCUUUUGAAAUUUUAGUGGACCUCCUACAAGCACUUGUUUUAUGUUUAGAUGGUAUAAAUAGUGACACA